Messenger RNA from Schistosoma bovis, 1230 nucleotides. The record is from the annotation of a GenBank genome assembly. Lineage: Eukaryota; Metazoa; Platyhelminthes; Trematoda; Strigeidida; Schistosomatidae.
AUGGAGAUAGACGAACAAAAUCAUGGAAAACAUUCUACCGAACAGAAAGAUGAAAAUACUGUCAUUCCUAGUACUGCCGUUGUUGUGGAUCAGAGUGACAGUACAAACUUCGCCAACACAAUGAAAGAUAGUUCUAUAAGCAAUUUGAACAUAACUCAAUUGGAUCUUACGAACACCUGUCUUAACGAUGAGUGUAUUAAUCAUUUAUGUCAUAUGCUUCGAGAGAAUACUUUUAUAACUAAUCUAAAUUUAUCCGAAAAUCACCUAACUUCUAAAUCAGCUGAGUACCUUUGUGAAACACUCGCGUUAUCAACAGAACUCUUGCAACUAAAUUUAAGGAAAAAUUUAUUCGAUGACAUUUCGGGAAAAUUUUUUUCAGAAUUGAUUACGACUACACGAAAAUUGAAGUAUAUGAAUAUUUCUUAUAAUGAUUUGGGUGAAUUAUCUUGUCAAUAUAUUGGAAAAGCCUUGCCACAAGCGACAACGUUAACAGAAUUCGAUUUAAGUUGGAAUAGAUUGGGAAGGGGGAAAAUGAAUAUUUUUGGUAAAGGUCUAGCUGAAAAUAUUAAUUUGAAACAUCUCAACUUAUCUGCCAAUGGAAUCGGUCCAAAGAAAGGAUGUACAGAUUUAGCUUAUGCAUUGAAAAAUAACCUAACACUAGAGACAUUAGAUUUAAGGGACAAUAGAAUAAAUCCAGAAGGUUCUGUAUUGUUAAGUAAAGGCUUCUAUGUGAACUCAACGUUAACUUGUUUACGAAUGGCAAGAAAUCCAAUGCAAACUGCUGGUUGUUAUGCUAUUUUAACAGGAGUUCUAAAAAAUCCAAACUGUGGAUUGUUGGAACUUGAUUUACAGGAUAUUAUAGUAAAUCAAGAUUUUCUUGAUUUACAAGAUUCAGCUCGAAUUAAACUUCCAAAUUUAUGUGUAAGAUAUGGCCAAGCAACAACUGAUAAAAUUCGGGUACUGUCACCACGUUUUAAAAGAUCUAAAUAUAGUCCAAAAGAAAUAUUGAUCAUAAUGGGACGUUCAACAAAACAGAGUUUAGCUGAUCUAUUACGUCCUUUGGAUAUUGUUGGUAAUAAAACUAUUACAAGACAACUGUUCGUGAAAAUUCUAAAUAUUUACAUGACGAGGCUUGGAAUACAAUUUACUGAAGAACAAAUGAAAGUAUUAAUGCAAGAAUUAGAUCCAAAGAAUCUAGAAGAGGUUAACUUUACAGAUUUUGAAUUAUAA